Lycium ferocissimum is the source of this 321-nucleotide messenger RNA. Its product is annotated as secreted RxLR effector protein 161-like. The record is from RefSeq and is a predicted model, not a curated record. NCBI's taxonomy places the organism in Eukaryota, Viridiplantae, Streptophyta, Magnoliopsida, Solanales, Solanaceae. The transcript has 2 exons. Bases 1 to 321 code for a protein of 106 amino acids.
AUGUUUGUCAUGAACUAUACUCAACCUAAUAUAGCUUAUGCUGUUAGUAGAUUGAGUAGAUAUACUCAUAAUCCCAGUAGUGAAUAUUGGAAUGCUCUUCAUCGUUUGUUAAGGUAUUUGAGAGGUUUUUGUGAUGCAAACUGGGUAACUGACAGUGAUGAAGUUAGCUCCACUAGUGGCUAUGUGUUUACUUUGGGUGCAGUGUUUAUUUUGGGUGCAGGUGCUAUUUCAUGGAAGUCUUCCAAACAGACUUGUAUAGCACGUUCUACCAUGAAAUCUAAGUUUAUUGCUCUUGAGUUGGCAGGGCAAGAAGCUGAGUAG